This is a messenger RNA of Racocetra persica, 397 nucleotides long. NCBI's taxonomy places the organism in Eukaryota, Fungi, Glomeromycota, Glomeromycetes, Diversisporales, Gigasporaceae. The record is from the annotation of a GenBank genome assembly.
CAUGCUGCAGAGAUUUCUAAUUGGAUUGAUCAAACUUCAGAAACUCAUCAUUACCUGCAUUAUGAUGUUUCAGAAAUUCCAUAUGAGUUCAAACUGUUACAUAGGGGCAGCAGGGAUGGAUUUGAAUUUGAUAGGCCAUAUAUGGGUUAUUGGGCUGGUAAAUUAAUUGUUUCAAAAGUCAGUAAAACAAACGAGAUAAUUGGUGGAUUUAUUCCUCUUGAAAACCGUAUGGUGAAAACUGGAACAGACCGGUGGAAAACAAAUUAUAGUUUUAUUUUUUCUUUAAAAAAUGAAAUCCAGAAGGAAUCUAUUCUUAGCAGAGUAAAUAAUGUAGAAUGUGCAAUAAUUGUAAACAACACACUUCUAUCUUUUGGCGGAUCAGAUCUUAGAAUAGAUG